GUGUCAAUCUGGACAACCAAUCAAAAUGCUCCCUCAACCCAGUAAAUAUCUGUUGGCUUUCAUGUUGGACACUGAUUUUGAUAUACUGUCUUUCUAAUUGCACUGCAUGUGGAAUCACAAGAAUGACGAGCUACACAGAUAAAGGCGAGAAACAUGCAAGAGGAAGAUUUGUCCGCUUUCAUCACCUUACCUUCUGGGUGGGAAAUGCCAAACAGUCAGCGUCCUUCUACUGUGAUAAGAUGGGCUUCGAGCACUAUGCGUAUAAAGGGCUGGAGACAGGCAGCCGCGAGGUGGUGUCCCAUGUGAUCAAGCAAGAUAAGAUUCUAUUUGCAUUUGAAUCUGCAUUGAAUCCAGGAAACGAAGUAAUGGGAAGGCAUCUGAUGAAACAUGGAGAUGGAGUCAAAGACAUUGCUUUCCAGGUGGAAGACUGUGACUUUCUGAUCAAGACAGCCAGGGAGAGGGGGGCAGUAGUCGUCAAGGAGCCCUGGGUGGAGGAGGACAGCAAUGGCAAAGUCAAGUAUGCUGUGGUGCAGACGUAUGGCGACACAACGCAUACACUCAUCGAGUACCUGGGCCCAUACAAGGGCCUGUUUUUACCGGGCUUCAAAGAGCCACUGUUCAGCGAUGUCCUGCUACCCACACUUCCCGCAGCAGGACUCUGCUUUAUUGAUCACAUUGUGGGAAACCAGCCCAACGACGAGAUGGGGCCAGUUACAGACUGGUAUCAGAAGUGUUUGAUGUUCCACCGCUUCUGGUCGAUCGACGACAAGCAGAUCCACACAGACUACAGCUCACUGCGCUCCAUCGUGGUCACCAACUACGAGGAGACCAUCAAGAUGCCCAUCAACGAGCCCGCGCCCGGCAUUAGGAAGUCCCAGAUCCAGGAAUACGUGGACUACAACGGGGGACCGGGCGUGCAGCACAUCGCCCUCAACAGCUCCGACAUCAUCCAGUCCAUAGUAAACCUCCGAGCCCGCGGGAUGGAGUUCCUCUGUGCCCCCGAUGCCUACUACGUGGGGCUGCGGAAGAACCUGAAGAACGCCAAGAUCCGGGUGAAGGAAGACCUGGACCGGUUACAGGAGCUGAAGAUCCUGGUGGAUUUCGACGACAAGGGCUACCUCCUCCAGAUCUUCACCAAACCCGUCCAGGACCGGCCCACGCUGUUCCUGGAGGUCAUCCAGCGGCACAACCACUUUGGCUUCGGGGCAGGAAACUUCAAGUCUCUGUUCGAGGCCAUUGAGAAGGACCAGGAUGCUCGGGGAAACCUCAUAGCAGAAGGCCAGCCAGAGGCUUUCUACUGAUCCCACCCCCCCCCCCCCCCCCCCCCCUCGUCCCACAACAAUGGAAGGAAACUUUCCCCCUUGUCAUUAGAAACCGAAAAUGAAUGUCAUUUUACAUUAUAUCGAUUCUAGCUUUCCCACCACCACUACAAUUAGCUAAAAGUGCGGCAAGAUGUCAGUGAUCAAUGGAGGGGGUACGUGAGUGUGUCCCCCUGAUACAGUUUGGUGAAAUGUGUCUGUAAUCAUGGCUGGAGGGAAGAUGGUGGAGACUUAAAGAGGGCUGGAGUCUGACGUCGAUGCGACGGUGUUGCGGUAGACGCCGCCACGAUAGAUUAAAA
Messenger RNA from Gadus macrocephalus (Pacific cod), 1618 nucleotides. RefSeq names its product 4-hydroxyphenylpyruvate dioxygenase a (gene hpda). Gene Ontology annotation, molecular function: 4-hydroxyphenylpyruvate dioxygenase activity. Gene Ontology annotation, biological process: L-tyrosine catabolic process. The record is from RefSeq and is a predicted model, not a curated record. Bases 123 to 1301 code for a protein of 392 amino acids. The transcript has 14 exons. Lineage: Eukaryota; Metazoa; Chordata; Actinopteri; Gadiformes; Gadidae. Gene Ontology annotation, cellular component: endoplasmic reticulum membrane; Golgi membrane.